AAAUUAUAUUUUAAAUUAAAAAUAAAUAAAAAGAGAAAAUGCACUUGCUUAUUUUAUUAAAACUGAUUGCAUAUUUUACACUCGGACUUCAAGCCGCCGAAUGGGUGGGCAUUUAUCAUAAUGAAAAAUUUCCGGGCAAGUGCGUAAUUUCAUCGGAGCUGAUACUCAAUGAGGGUGCGAGCAUAAAGGAUCCCACGCACGAAUGCCGUCAGAUUGUGUGCGGCUACCAAGGCUCCACGAUAUUUCAAAGCUGUGGUAUUAUUAGCGGCCUUCCGACCACUUGUCGCUUUGGCUCCUAUAUCAAUAUGGAUCUGCCCUAUCCGCAUUGCUGUGAGCGUACAAUCAUCUGUUCGUGAGACUCAAUUCACAAACUAAACC
Molecule: messenger RNA, 378 nt
Organism: Drosophila novamexicana
Lineage: Eukaryota; Metazoa; Arthropoda; Insecta; Diptera; Drosophilidae
Exons: 3
Coding region: 39-356 (105 amino acids)
Source: RefSeq, a predicted model, not a curated record